This is a messenger RNA of Psylliodes chrysocephalus, 1788 nucleotides long. NCBI's taxonomy places the organism in Eukaryota, Metazoa, Arthropoda, Insecta, Coleoptera, Chrysomelidae. The record is from the annotation of a GenBank genome assembly.
AUGAAUAAUUACGAUCUCAGCGAUAUAAAAGAAGUAUUGCAAUAUCCACCCUCAUAUUUACUGGACUUUUUGCCAAAUAGGAGAGGAGAAAAAAUAAUAUUGGCUUAUUUGAAUAAAUCAAAGGAAAAUAAUUCGUCUCCAAAAACCAAUUAUACUUUAGAUGAAACUGCACCUAUUAAUACUACCACUACUACUUUAGACGUGACAGGCAGUCCAUUAAAGGUAGAUUUAGAAGGCGACGAGACUUUGGUAAUAGAAAAAGACGUGAUAUUGCAACAAUGGUCUGAAAGUGAAAACAGACAUUUUCCACUUCCACUUAUUAAGGCCAGGCAGUAUUUAAAUUCGAAAACGAAUAUUAAGAAUAGAGAGGCUGUGUUUGUAGUAAGCGAUGGUAACAAUGCACUUAAAACCAUUCUAUUAGGAGUACAAGAAACAAGUAAGAACAUAUUUACAUGUACAAUAAAUAUUAUGGGAUUUUUACCUAUUACACACGAAAAAUUAUUGUUUCCAUCAAUGGAACGUAGUCACACUUUGUUGGACGUUAUAAAAAAAUGUCACAUAAACUAUUUGAUAACUUUUAAAUAUUUUACAUUUGGUGUUUUCUUACAAAAUGUUAAGAAAGAUUGUAAAUACAACGGUAGCAUAUGCAUUCAGUUUACCAGGUCUACGAAAUGCGAUUUGGAUAAACCUUCUAGUUUAUUAAAAGAAGUGCAGCUGUUCCUGCAAGUAAUAGCAGGUCAUAAAAAUUCAAUGGUCUAUUUUCUUUGGGAGGAACUCACUUUACUGCAGAGCUACAUCGAUGUUGCCGAUGAUUACUCAGGAAUUGGAGCCGAUACCGUCAUUUCUAAUAAUUCCUUAGUUUUAUCAGAUAUUCACGAGAGUCUUAAAGGAAUCAUCCCAUCGAACUUGAUUAAGAUGGAAGACAAAACGAAAUUUGAUUUAACCAAUAUUAGAACGCCUAAUAUUGCUGAUAAGCUUUGGGAUGUUCUGAAACAUUGCAGAAAUUUGGACAUACUCAGAUCAACUUUUCAUCAUUUUUUUGAAGAAUUAGCGGAGUCUGACUGUUAUAAUAAAGUUCCACCAGGAAACGAUAGCAAUGUGGCCACCAUCAUAAACGGAAUAAUUGACGGUAAACUAGCGGUCCCCACGAUCAGCUACAGGCAAGCCUUGGAGUUUCUGUUCGAACUGGGUUCCGAAAAACUAAAAAACGACUACCAGAUAAUCAGCAAGCACUUCUAUGCACAUUCCUACUCUGACAUUUCCAAUAAAUGGAACCAACUGCAAAAGAAGAUAGCUGUUGAAGGGGCUACCAAAAAAACUAGAAUCACACAGUGUUUUAAAAGCGAUCAAACCGAUAUCAAAGCCUGCAAAGCCAAGUUGAGCUACCUCGGGAAACUCCACGUGGCCAUAGAGUUAAUUUACUUGAUUCAACGUCAGACUUAUCUACCGGAAGCCACUUUCAAUAUCUUUUGCACCAAAGUAUUUGAAAAGUACGUGGCUAAAGAGUCUUUCAAUCUCGAAUUCAAAGAUAUCCAGAAAACGCCGCUUUGCGACUUCGAUAUGGUCAUCCGUGCAAACAGUAACGAUAUCGUGGCAGGGAGAUUACCGGAUUUUUGUUCGGUGAGAUUGAAGUCUGUGGUAGAUCAUUUCGAGGCUGAAACAGUUUUCGUGAUGUCUAAAUAUUCGAUCGUCCCGCCUACUAUAUAUGAUGAUUUUGAUGUGGAGAAUGCUCAUGAAGAAAUGCAUUACUACACAUAUAAACUCCAGAGUCAUAAUGAGAUGGUUUAA